Messenger RNA from Malassezia globosa CBS 7966, 336 nucleotides. RefSeq lists its product as uncharacterized. Gene Ontology annotation, cellular component: nucleus. Gene Ontology annotation, biological process: DNA repair; base-excision repair, AP site formation. The coding region runs from base 1 to 336 and encodes 111 amino acids. The record is from RefSeq and is a predicted model, not a curated record. Gene Ontology annotation, molecular function: 8-oxo-7,8-dihydroguanine DNA N-glycosylase activity. Lineage: Eukaryota; Fungi; Basidiomycota; Malasseziomycetes; Malasseziales; Malasseziaceae. The transcript is spliced from 2 exons.
AUGCGUCUUGCACAGCCAGACGUGGAGUCAAAGCUGCGUUCAUUAGGGUUUGGAUAUCGAGCCAAGUUUCUUGCUCGCACGGCGCAAGUGCUCUGUGAACGCGUAAGCUGUGGCAAGGACAUGAAGCCGAGCGACGUCGACCAUGCUGUCUAUACACAUCUUCUAUCUCUACGCAACUGUACAUACGGAGAAGCUCGUGCAAAACUCAUGGAAUUACCAGGAAUAGGCCCAAAAGUCGCGGAAUUCUUUUUUACGCAGACCUGCGCUCAUUUCAAAAGUAUGAUCCUAAUGUGGAAUACUCUUCCAACCAAGCAGCAGCGAAAGUGGCAGGAGUAA